GUUGUCAUACAAAAAUAUUAUAAAAAUUACAAAUAUUCAGAGUUUUAGCAGCUUUCAAAUUAGUAGAGUCUUUAGUAGUAAAUGUUUGGUUUCUGUCUCGGUUAGCCGUUAGCCGUUAGCGGACACACACUCCGUAACCAUAGCAACAGAACUUAGCUCGCAAGGCAUUGUGGGUACUGUCAUGGCGGCUGGCGCCUGAUGUGACCAAACGUUCCGUUGCAUGUUUGUCGUCUAGUUGUCGUCCACGCGGUUUAAGUUAUUUUGGUAACGGUGUUUUUUGGGGUGAUACCAGCCGGUAACCAUGGCGUCCACCGCGGCGGGUAAACAGAGGAUCCCGAAGGUGGCAAAGGUGAAGAAUAAAGCUCCUGCAGAGGUUCAGAUCACCGCUGAGCAGCUGCUGAGGGAAGCCAAAGAGAGGGAGCUCGAACUCCUGCCACCUCCUCCCAAACAGAAGAUCACAGAUGAGGAGGAGCUCAACGAUUACAAACUGAGGAAGAGGAAGGGCUUUGAAGACAACAUCAGGAAGAAUCGAACUGUCAUCAGUAACUGGAUCAAAUACGCACAAUGGGAGGAAAGUCUGAAGGAGGUCCAGAGGGCUCGUUCCAUCUACGAGCGAGCUCUGGACGUGGACCACAGGAACAUCACUCUGUGGCUGAAAUACGCCGAGAUGGAGAUGAAGAGCCGGCAGGUGAACCACGCCAGGAACAUCUGGGACAGAGCCAUCACCAUCCUGCCGCGCGUCAACCAGUUCUGGUACAAGUACACGUACAUGGAGGAGAUGCUGGGCAACGUGGCGGGCUGCAGGCAGGCGUUCGAGCGCUGGAUGGAGUGGGAGCCUGACGAGCAGGCCUGGCACUCCUACAUCAACUUCGAGCUGCGCUACAAGGAGGUGGACAAAGCCCGCACCAUUUAUGAACGAUUCGUCAUCGUCCACCCCGAGGUGAAGAACUGGAUCAAGUACGCUCGUUUCGAGGAGAAGCACGGCUACAUCGCUCACAGCAGGAAGGUGUACGAGCGCUCCGUGGAGUUCUUCGGAGAGGACCACGUGGACGAGAACCUCUUCGUGGCCUUCGCCAAGUUUGAGGAGACGCAGAAGGAGUUUGAGCGCGUCCGUGUGAUCUAUAAGUACGCCCUGGACAGGAUCCCCAAACACCAGGCCCAGGAGCUCUUCAAGUUCUACACCAUGUUCGAGAAGAAGUUCGGAGACCGCAGAGGGAUAGAAGACGUCAUCGUCAGCAAACGGAGAUUCCAGUACGAGGAGGAAGUCAAGGCGAACCCUCACAACUACGACGCGUGGUUCGACUACCUGCGUCUGGUGGAGAACGACGCCGACCCCGACACGGUGAGAGAAGUCUAUGAGCGAGCCAUCGCCAACAUCCCCCCCAUCCAGGAGAAGAGACACUGGAAACGCUACAUCUACCUGUGGAUCAACUACGCUCUGUACGAGGAGCUGGAGGUCAAGGAUCCAGAGAGAACGAGGCAGGUGUACCAGGCCAGUCUGGACCUCAUCCCACAUAAAAAGUUCACGUUCGCUAAGAUCUGGCUGCUCUACGCUCAGUUUGAGAUCCGACAGAAGAACCUGCAGGGAGCCAGGAAGGUCAUGGGCACAGCGAUCGGUAAAUGUCCGAAGAACAAGCUGCUGAAGGGCUACAUCGAGCUGGAGCUGCAGCUGAGAGAGUUCGACCGCUGCAGGAAGCUCUACGAGAAAUACCUGGAGUUCAGUCCUGAGAACUGCACCACCUGGAUCAAGUUCUCCGAGCUGGAGACCAUCCUGGGGGACGUGGAGCGAGCACGCGCCAUCUUUGAGCUCGCCAUCGGACAGCCGCGCCUCGACAUGCCGGAGGUGCUGUGGAAGUCCUACAUUGACUUUGAGAUCGAGCAGGAGGAGUUUGGGAACACCAGGAACCUUUACAAGAGGCUGCUGCAGCGAACGCAGCACGUUAAGGUUUGGAUCAGCUACGCUAAGUUCGAGCUGUCCAUCGACGGCCCCGAGCGGCUGCAGAAGUGCCGUCAGAUCUUCGAGGAGGCCAACAAAGGAAUGAGGAGCUGUGAGGAGAAGGAGGAGCGCCUCAUGCUGCUGGAGUCCUGGAGGGACUUUGAGAGGGAGUUCGGCUCCGACAACAACAUGGAGAGAGUGAGGAAGCUGCUGCCGGAGAAGGUGAAGAAGAGGAGGAAGCUGACGGCCGAGGACGGGUCUGACGCGGGUUGGGAGGAGUACUACGACUACAUCUUCCCCGAGGACGCCGCCAACCAGCCCAACCUCAAACUGCUCGCCAUGGCCAAGAUGUGGAAGAGGCAGCAGGUGCAGGACAGCAUCGAGGAGGAGGAGGAGAACGAGGAGCAGCAGGAGGACGAGGAGGAGAACAAGGAGCAGGAGGAGAACAGGCAGGAGAAAUCUCCCGACGCGGCUGAAGACUCGACGUCGUCCCCGUCGUCCUCCGAGGAAGCUGCAGCUCCGCCAGACGACCAGCCGGAGAAAAACAACAACUCCGACAAAAACUCAGAGACUGAAAAAGAGGCGGAGACGUUCGACGACCGAGACGACGGCGGCAGCAGCAGCGAGGACGAAGAAGAUGAAGAUAAAAAUAAAAAGAAAGAGAGCGGAGAAGAGGAGGAGGAGAAAGAUUAAAGUUUCUCCGCUCAGAUCUUCUUCACCCUGGAUUCAUUUUUCUACUUUUUUCUUUUUAUAACAAAAACAAACAGCUGAUGAUCCAUCCGUCUUUAUUGUGUUGUGUGACCAUGUUUCUGCAUUACACAGACGUCAAAUUCAA
Molecule: messenger RNA, 2771 nt
Organism: Centropristis striata (black sea bass)
Lineage: Eukaryota; Metazoa; Chordata; Actinopteri; Perciformes; Serranidae
Gene: crnkl1
Product: crooked neck pre-mRNA splicing factor 1
Exons: 14
Coding region: 302-2629 (775 amino acids)
Biological process (GO): spliceosomal complex assembly; mRNA splicing, via spliceosome
Cellular component (GO): U2-type catalytic step 2 spliceosome; post-mRNA release spliceosomal complex; Prp19 complex
Molecular function (GO): protein binding
Source: RefSeq, a predicted model, not a curated record